AUGCUGCUGGGCCCCUGGCUGCUGGCGGCGGCGGCGGCGGUGGCGGCGGCGGGCGCGGGCUGCCCGGUGCUGUGCAGCUGCCGCGGGCAGGCGGUGGACUGCAGCGGGCAGCGGCUCUUCUCCGUGCCCCCCGAGCUGCCGCUGGACACCGGCAACCUGAGCCUGGCCCACAACCGCAUCGCCAGCAUCCCGCCGGGCUACCUGGGCUGCUACGGGCAGCUGCGCGCCCUCGACCUGCGCAACAACUCGCUGGCGGCGCUGCCGGCCGGGCUGUUCCGCGGCGCCCGGCGCCUGGCGCACCUGGACCUCAGCUACAACAACUUCAGCCUGGUGCCCGCCGACAUGUUCCGCGAGGCCAGCGCGCUGCUGCGCCUCGACCUCAGCCACAACCCGGGGCUGCGCCGCGUCCACCCCCAGGCCUUCCGCGGCCUGGCCCAGCUGCGCGAGCUGGACCUCAGCUACGGCGGCCUGGCCGCCCUCAGCCUCGACGCCCUGGAGGGGCUGCCCGGCCUCGUGGGGCUGCGCCUGGGGGGAAACCCCUGGCUCUGCGGUUGUGCCAUGGAGCCCCUCCUCAAGUGGCUGCGGGGGCGCAUCCAGCGCUGCUCCUCGGAUUCGCAGCAGGCGGAGUGCUGGGCUCCCCCGGAGGUGGCGGGGGCCCCGCUGCUGUCGCUGACAGAGGAGAGCUUCCAGGCCUGCCACCUCACGCUGACCCUCGACGACUAUCUCUUCAUCGCCUUCGUUGGCUUUGUCGUCUCCAUCGCCUCGGUGGCCACCAACUUCCUGCUGGGCAUCACGGCCAACUGCUGCCACCGCUGGAGCAAGGCCAGCGAGGACGAGGAUGUUUAG
Messenger RNA from Pseudopodoces humilis (Tibetan ground-tit), 846 nucleotides. It is a transcript of the gene LRRC55, whose product is annotated as leucine rich repeat containing 55. Gene Ontology annotation, molecular function: voltage-gated potassium channel activity; transmembrane transporter binding; potassium channel activator activity. The record is from RefSeq and is a predicted model, not a curated record. Lineage: Eukaryota; Metazoa; Chordata; Aves; Passeriformes; Paridae. Gene Ontology annotation, cellular component: voltage-gated potassium channel complex.